Hippocampus zosterae (dwarf seahorse) is the source of this 2910-nucleotide messenger RNA. RefSeq names its product musashi RNA binding protein 1b (gene msi1b). The record is from RefSeq and is a predicted model, not a curated record. Bases 256 to 1299 code for a protein of 347 amino acids. Gene Ontology annotation, cellular component: cytoplasm. The transcript has 15 exons. Gene Ontology annotation, molecular function: RNA binding. NCBI's taxonomy places the organism in Eukaryota, Metazoa, Chordata, Actinopteri, Syngnathiformes, Syngnathidae.
CCACGGUGGCGCCGCGUCCCAUGGCGGAGGGAUGAGGGAGCGACAGCAGGGUGGACGGAGUAGAGGACGCGGACGCGGACGCGGACGACGAGGAGGUGGAGUCUGUCCCAGCCCGCAUCUGGCCCGCUCCCCUCUGACACCACGGGCCAAACCCGCCCCGAGCCUCUCACUCACUGCCCGCCUGUUCCCCCGCACGCCUCGGUCCCGGACACCCUCGGCGCAGCAACACCCGCACACACACGACCACCACACAGAAUGGACACGGAAGGGAGCCAGAACAACCUGUCCACCACGGACUCCCCUCACGACCCCUGCAAAAUGUUCAUAGGUGGACUCAGCUGGCAAACAACACAAGAGGGUCUGAAAGAGUACUUCUGCAAGUACGGCGAGGUGAAGGAGUGUAUGGUGAUGCGAGAUCCGGUUACUAAGCGCUCGAGAGGCUUUGGAUUUGUCACCUUCGUGGAUCAGGCUGGCGUGGAUAAAGUUUUGGCCCAAACCAGGCAUGAGUUGGACUCUAAAACAAUUGAUCCUAAAGUCGCAUUCCCCCGGAGGGCUCAGCCAAAGUUAGUGACUCGCACCAAGAAGAUCUUUGUGGGAGGCCUGUCGGUGAACACCACCAUAGAAGAUGUCAAGCAAUACUUUGACCAGUUCGGGAAGGUCGACGAUGCCAUGCUCAUGUUCGACAAGACCACCAACAGACACAGAGGAUUUGGCUUUGUGACGUUUGAGAACGAGGAUGUGGUGGAGAAAGUCUGCGAGAUCCACUUCCACGAGAUCAACAACAAAAUGGUGGAGUGCAAGAAAGCUCAACCCAAGGAGGUGAUGUCUCCCACUGGCUCGGCCAGGGGGCGCUCUCGGGUGAUGCCGUAUGGAAUGGACGCCUUCAUGCUGGGGAUUGGUAUGCUGGGUUAUCCAAGCUUCCAGACUGCCACCUACACCAGUCGAAGCUAUGCAGGCAUCACCCCUGGAUAUACCUACCAAUUCCCUGAGUUCCACUUAGAGAGGACUCCCCUUCUGACUUCACCCCACCCCCCUGAACUCACAGCCAUUCCCCUCACUGCGUAUGGACCAAUGGCAGCAGCGGCAGCAGCAGUUGUCAGAGGUUCAACCCCAUCUCGCACAGCUGGAUUUUUGGGAACCAGCAGCCCGGGCCCAAUGGCGGACCUUUAUGGAACAGCUGCUCAGGAGUCAGCAGUCAGCAGUUACCUCAGUGCUGCAAGUCCUGUCCCGAGUGCAGGAUUCAGCCAUGGUCUUGGGGGCCCUUUGAUCGCCACGGCCUUCACUAACGGCUAUCACUGAGAACUCAAGAGUUGUUGACGGAUGGAGAGCUGGAGGGAAUUGAAGCUGCUUUGGCGCUGAUCUGGCCCAAGCUCUGUCCACUUCGCUUCUCGUGGUGGGGGCAGCUAAACCCUUAUUUCUUUCUCUCUUACACACACACACACACACACACACACACAUCUAUCACCCUCUUACGGCAACCUCAACACAGCCAACCCUAAUGGCACCUUAGCAAAAUCAGUCAUGAAAAUGUUUCGAAAAGCCAGCAAACAAAGCAAACCGUAGCAAACACAUACAAAUGCUGUAUUUUUAGUGUUACUCUUUUCGGUCAUGUUUUACUUUGCCAUUUUGAGCGAUGGCUGCAAUUCGUCUUCUCGGGUUAUUUGACCUCUGAACCUGAAUCUCCAAGUGAAGGUUAUGAACUGUACUGCGAAAACCGUCAGAAGUUCAUAAUGAAUAUUAACAACUAAUUUGUGAACAAUCCUGUUUCUAGAAAAUGUGUAGUGGUAGGUUUUAACAAAAUCUUGUUAUAUACAGUACAUAAAGCAAGGAAGCAGGUCAAUGGUCACAGUUACAUGGUAGGCUUACUUGAGCUGCACAAUGUUGUAACAUACUGUAAAUAAUAUCACUUUUGUUCGGGGCUUAAAGGGCGGGGGCAGCUACUGUACUUUUAGGGUCUGGGAGGCUUUGGAGAAGUGCUAAGUUAGCUUCUUCUCGUCACUCCUUACAUUGGCAACUUUGAUGGCGAGAUAGUUUCAUGGACAUCUCAAUCCAUGUUUUUGUUAGAGCAGUCAUACAUUUGCUUAGGCAUUUCUCUUUCCGUCACUUGAGUCUGUUAUUUCACUGAAAAGCUGCUGUGAGUUCAGCGGAGGGAGGUUGUGUCUUUAUUUACUUUGACUUUUUUCGGAAGGGCAGGGGGACACAUGCACGAAAAAAUGCUCCUCGCCUAGGAGAGGAAAAAAUAUCCUGUUUUCUUACUUUGUCAUAAUGUUGUUUAACUGUGAUUUUUAAGAUGUGAAUAUUUUGGGUGGAAGAACAUGAAGGAGUACUUUGUUGAGCGGCCGUGCACACACACAGACACAAUCAAAUGUGCUGAUGAUGGCCUGCUGGUUUGUGUGUAAUGUGUUUUCCGAAAUGAUGUACAAUAUUCAUCGUAUGCUGUUUUUGGUUGGGGGAGGUACCUCUGUUGCAAAUGUGAAAUUUUAAUUAGACUUUUUUAAAUAAUACAUUAACAUAUUUGUCAAACUUAUGUUGUUGUUGUUGUUGUUGAAGGUGGCUUUUCCUAGUCACCUUGACAUCCCUCACAUGUAUCCACUGGAGGUCACAGCUAAAGCAAGGUGACGACUAUUUUUUUGACCAAAACAGUUCUAAAUGAAAUGAAAAGGAUGUUGCACUGGCUGGCCAAUUUUAGAAGGGCAGAAGAACAAAGCACUCCACAUUUAAUAAAAAGGUUUUCAUAUUUUCAUAGACACUCAAACUGCUCCACACUACCACCGUAGUUUUGGGUCUUCGAUUUAAAAGAAAUUGUCAAGACUGUAACCUUUUCAGAAUUUCACUUUCCUGUCAUGUUAUUUCUUUGCAGAAAAUAAAAACCUUCUUAAAUUUCCUAAUAAAUUAUUUGAAAACAUUCCA